ACCAAAGGAAACGGAAGUGCGUAAUUUGAGCAUAACAGUCGAAGUUUGUGGUCGCUACAUUUUUUUGAGUUUGUCUUUGUUUUUUAUCAGCUUUUGUUUGGGCUGUGAUGUAUGUUUAGUCAAACAACUGUUGGAUUCGUUUAUAUGUUUUAGAAUGUCCAAAGAAAAGCGUCACAGGAGAAGGGAAUCUCCGGAGCGGGAGUCCAAAGUUAAGAUAAAGCAGGAGAAAGUUAGCCCUGUUAGGCCACACACAUCACGCCGCUCGAGGUCGAGAUCCAGCGGCAAGUCAAGUCCACACAGAAGAACGAGCAGUGUAACCGUUGAGUCUUCCGGCAGGACGAGAGACCACUCACCGGGUAGAAGAGAGACCUCCCCCGCCAGACGUGGCAGCAGAUCGCCCAGGAACAGGAGAAGUCGCAGUCCCCAUCGUAGUGCUGACACCAGAAUAAAGCGGGAGCGAGAGGAGCAUCGAGCUAGUGGUGAUGAGCGAAGGGGAAGAAAUGGCCAGCCGGAGGAAAGGCGGAGCAGGUGGGAAUCGGACAGACCACGGGAGAGAGACCGCGGCGCAGACAGACACCGAGAACGGGAUGCACUUGCCUCCCAACAAGCUGAGAGACAGCAGCACGAUGAGCGCCGCAGGGAAAACCGCGAGAGGCGUGAAGAAAACCAAGAACAGGAUUUUGAAGGCACAAACACUCCUCCAGUUGAGAAAGAGAAACCCAACUUUGAACUGUCAGGGGCACUAACAGAAGACACAAACACAUUCCGGGGGGUGGUGAUUAAGUACAAUGAGCCACCUGAGGCUCGCAUUCCCAAGCGCAGAUGGCGGCUGUACCCUUUCAAGAAUGAUGAACCCCUUCCAGUCAUGUACAUUCACAGACAGAGUGCCUAUUUGCUGGGGAGACAGAGGAGAAUUGCUGAUAUCCCCAUUGAUCACCCAUCCUGCUCCAAGCAGCAUGCAGUUUUCCAGUAUAGAUUGGUGGAGUAUACACGUGUAGACGGCACCACAGGCCGCAGAGUAAGGCCUUACAUCAUCGACCUGGGUUCCGGCAAUGGCACCUACCUGAACAACCAGCGCAUAGAAGCCCAGCGCUAUUAUGAGCUCAAAGAAAAAGACGUUAUCAAGUUUGGUUUCAGCAGCCGUGAGUACGUCCUCCUGCACGAGUUCUCGGACACAACGGAGGUGGACGCCAAACGGGAAGAGGAAGAAGACGAGGGCCUUGAUGAGUAAAUUGUUCAUUGUAAAUAAACUGGGAAAUAAACUGUAUUGCCCAAGUUCAUUCAGGUUAGAUAGCAUCAUCAGUGUUUAUCAAAUAGUUGUUUCUGCAGGGAAGGGAACAAUUAAUUAAACUGGUAAAUGUGGGACUUUCUUAGAAUAAUGAAACGUGGCUUGUUUGUAUAUUCUGUAACAACUGAACUAUUGCUCAAACCUGCCACAACUGUCUCAAAGAAGACUUCCUAUUCUCAGGUUGUUUGUGUAAUGUCUGUAUGGUGCAUGACUGAUCUCACAUCUGACAGUACUCAUAAUAAGUGCUCGGUGACAGAAAGUUCACCUAAGUGCAGUAGUUCAUUAUACAGUACGUACUGUAAAUAAAAAGUGAAAAUUUG
Molecule: messenger RNA, 1608 nt
Organism: Scatophagus argus
Lineage: Eukaryota; Metazoa; Chordata; Actinopteri; Scatophagidae
Gene: snip1
Product: Smad nuclear interacting protein
Exons: 4
Coding region: 155-1231 (358 amino acids)
Biological process (GO): miRNA processing
Cellular component (GO): nucleus
Molecular function (GO): mRNA binding; protein binding
Source: RefSeq, a predicted model, not a curated record